Messenger RNA from Chaetomium globosum CBS 148.51, 963 nucleotides. RefSeq lists its product as uncharacterized. The record is from RefSeq and is a predicted model, not a curated record. The transcript is spliced from 3 exons. NCBI's taxonomy places the organism in Eukaryota, Fungi, Ascomycota, Sordariomycetes, Sordariales, Chaetomiaceae. Bases 1 to 963 code for a protein of 320 amino acids. Gene Ontology annotation, molecular function: intramolecular lyase activity.
AUGUUCCGACAAGCAGCACUGCGACGAAUCACCGUGGCUCCCGGGGCUCCCACGCCAUUGCGAGUUCAUGUUCCCCGCCGGUUACUCUUUUCCCCGCGGAGCACCAGGAGGUCUGGCCGGGCUGUCGAAAACAACCUCGAUAUCAGGCGCAUGUCGAAACAGUCGGAGGAGUGGCACCGCAACCGGCGCACCUUUCUCUGGUUCCACAACGAUGGAGGGGCCGCGAGAUCGUGGCGCCCGGGAACUGCCCGGUCCCGACCUUUCCCCGCACCCUCGACCUCUCAGCCUUCACAUGCCCCGAUCAAAUUGCCCUAUCCAACCACCCAAACCGACACGCUCACGCCCAGCUCUCACCACCCCCUCCGAGCAACACAACAGAGUACACCAUUGUGGAGACUCGGCCUGCGCACAGUAACCUUCGUCAACCUGCAGGUCUACGUCGUCGGCUACUACGUCGCAACCGCCGACAUCGCCGCCCUGCAGAGCGCCCUGACCAAGAAGAUCAACCCGAUCGCGACGACGCUGGUGGCGAGCGAGCGCGAGGAGCUGCGCGGCGCGCUGCUGGACCCGUUCGUGCGCGCCGUCCAGGCGCGCGCCACGCCCGAGACCGCGGCCGACGAUGCGUUCGGCGAGGCCAUGCGCCAGUUCAGGGCCGUCUUCAACCGCGGCAGCGUGCCCAAGCGCAAGGAACUGCUGCUCGUGCGGGACGAGACGGGGAGGAUGAGUAUCUCGUACGACGCGGGGGCGAAUAAGAAGGAGGGGCGCCCCGCGGGGCGGCAGCUGAUUGGGGUGGUGGAGGACGAGCGCGUGUCGAGAGCGCUGUGGCUGAAUUACCUAGCGGGGAAGAAAGUCGCCAGUGAGCCCGCGAGGAAGAAUAUUGUGGAGGGGAUCAUGGAGUUCGUGGAACGGCCCAUCGGCACUGUUGCAGCGCAAGUUGUGCCAGUUGUGAAUUCCAGGGUGUAA